Molecule: messenger RNA, 778 nt
Organism: Sodiomyces alkalinus F11
Lineage: Eukaryota; Fungi; Ascomycota; Sordariomycetes; Glomerellales; Plectosphaerellaceae
Product: COPI associated
Exons: 6
Coding region: 273-665 (130 amino acids)
Biological process (GO): vesicle-mediated transport
Cellular component (GO): Golgi membrane
Source: RefSeq, a predicted model, not a curated record
UAAUUAUAUUUACCUGGGAGUGAUUAGUUUCCUUUCGUUGCGUUGAAGCUUUAAGGAUCGCUUCUCGGCUGGGUUCUGGAGGCAACACAUCGGGUUGUGGCGCAAGCUCUACAAAGACGGGAUACAGAAGUAUUUCGCGACGAUCAACCUCCCUUCUCAUAGUCGCACAAUCUACUACUCUCCCCUAAACGGCCACAGCCCACGUUCAUCACCCCAUUAUUCUACCUGUUUUCCCACUCAACGGGCAGCGCGAUAGCAAUCACGUAUUCACGAUGGAGCUCUCCGAUGCAUUCCGGAUCGUCAACCUCGUUACCGCGACCAUCAUGGUCCUCGGCGGUAUAUCUCAGUUCUUCCAUCACGGCUUUCAAGGGGUUAUUAUCGGGGUCUACGUUGUAGUCUUCGGUCUUUGCACUGCUCUUCUUGAAUUUCAAAUUCCACCUCAAGUCUCACGAUACGCCUCGUUUCUCUUUUCCUUCCUCGGCCGAGGCAUCUUCUACAUCUUCAUCGGGUCCAUCAUCCUCAGCGACAACAUUUUCCGCAUCAUUGCGGGCUCCAUCAUCGGCAUUAUCGGUGUCACCUACGCCGUCCUCGAGUUCGUUCCCCAGGUCGAGCCGCCCAUCAAUAUGCGUGAAGCCGACGCUGGUUGGGGAGCGGAGCAGGUGUAAGCAACGCUCCUCCCUUCUACCUUUUCUCUCAACCACCGCACUACACAAUUCGGGCGGCCUCUCGUAUUUUGCAUGCCCUUACGAUCUACUGGGCAUGUCACAACCACUCACUG